AUGUCUGAGACGGGGGGCGGUGUUCAUCAGGUCUCUUUCAGGUGCCAGGAACAGAAGCCCAAUGCCAACUCGGUUGAGUUUACGGAGCUGGAAGUGUCUGUGGUUGUUCCGGACCGUUCAACUAAUCCUUUCCAUAUGUCUGGGAACGUGGAUUUCUUCCUGCUCAGAGAUCAGGAGCGGGAUAAGUUUCACGCAGAGCGGCAGAAGAAGAAGAUGCUGCAGUUGCACCAGAAGAUGACCUACUCAUCCAAAGUGUUGGCCAAGCACGCCAGCCUGCUGCAUGAGCUGCAGCUGCAGGACCGGGCGGAUGACCAGGAGGCACGUGCCCUGGCCGAGGCCCAGCAGAUGAGCGCCUUCCAGGAGGAACACACCUCCUGGAAGCUGGCCAUGACCAAAGAAAAGAAAGAGGAUUCUGACAGCAUAUACAAGUACAUCAACCAGAAGCGGCAAAUGUUCCUCCUCCAGUAUGCCCUGGAUAUGAAGCGGAGCGAGAUCCAGCGGCUGGAGAUGCUGGCAACAAAGGAGGAGGCGGAGCUGGAGCGGGCUGAGAAGGCCCUGGAGAAGGAUUCGACCCUGUUCGAUGAGUUCCUCAGGGAGAAUGACCGCAGCUCAGUGCAGGCCCUGAAAGAGGCAGAGAAGGAAACCAAAGUGAAGAUAGAGAAGAUCACUGAAAUCCGAGAGCUGACCACCCAGAUCAUGAAUAUCAAAAGCGAAAUCUCCAGAUUUGAAGACACUCUGCAACAUUACAAGGUCUGCAAGGAUUUCCUGUACAAGCUGUCGCCCAAGGACUGGUUGGAGGAACAAGAGAAGAAGCACUUGGCUCUCAGACAGGCCAAGGAGGCCGCCAAGGCCAAGGAGAACGCUCAGUUGUCACAAGGUGACAAAGGACCGGGGACCAAGGGAAAGAUGACCUCCAAAGGUAUGUGGCUGCCCGAAGGGCAAAGCCCACGGAAGCCCUGGAAAGUGCUGCAGGUGAUCCGGGUCGGGCAGGUGCUGACCAGCCCUGGCCAACACGACCAUCAGCCUGGGUCGGACUCCAAAAAGUCCAGCUCUUCUACCUUACCCAAGGAAGAGGACCCAGACAGCGACGGAGAGGGGCUGGAGCUGUACUUCAAGGAGCCCCACCAGCUCCUGGAAGUCUUUACAACCCUGGAGGAGCAGAACCUCUCGCUGAUCCAGAACACACAGGAGAUGGAGGAGGCCCUGGAGGAGCUGAGCUUCACCCUGAAAAAUACCCAGAUCCGCAUGGAUAGGGAGGUCAACCAGCUGAAGCAGUGGAUCACCACACUGAUGAUGUCCAUCACCAAGGAGGAGGAGACAGCUGCUGAGCUGGAGCUCAAAGCCCGAGUCUUCCAUUUCGGCGAGUACAAGGGUGCACAGGAGGACAAGCUGCUGGAGAGCCUCAACCGCAAGGUGCAGGACGUGUACCGGCAAUGUGUGGGUCCCCAGCAGGAGUCCAGCCUGGGCACCGUGCAGAUGCUGACCGUCAUUGAACACCAGCUGGACGAGCUGCUCGAGAACCUGGAGCGUGUGCCCCAGAUCAAGAUCGAACAGGCCGAGAAGGCCAAGGAGAAGGAGCGGCGCCAGAGACUCCGGGAAGAGAAAGCCAGGAUGCAGAAGCAGCUGCAAGAGGAGCGUCUCCAACGGGCCCAAGCCCGGGCCCAGGCUGAGAUCAAGAAGAAGAGAGGCAGAAAGCUGGUGUCCCGCUCCGAGCCCCCGGCCCUGAAAACCAAGGAGGAGCCUGAGCAGGAGCUGCUGGACAAGGAGAAGGAGGAGCAUCUGUUCUUCUUCACCUAGCCUUCCGGCGCUGCCAUGGCUGACGGCAUAGAGAGGACGGCAGCGGGAAGCGAACAGGGCUGUGUCAGGGCAGAUGCAGCCCUCGCUGUGCGCCUCACGGUCUCCUGCUGUAUGUUUCUUUACUCGUGAAAUAAACCCCAUGACUCUUUGGUGCCUAAGGGCUGUGUAAGGAGGUAGAUCCUAUCUCCAAA
Molecule: messenger RNA, 1988 nt
Organism: Myotis myotis
Lineage: Eukaryota; Metazoa; Chordata; Mammalia; Chiroptera; Vespertilionidae
Gene: CFAP100
Product: cilia and flagella associated protein 100
Exons: 15
Coding region: 1-1797 (598 amino acids)
Cellular component (GO): ciliary basal body
Source: RefSeq, a predicted model, not a curated record